Molecule: messenger RNA, 3640 nt
Organism: Carassius gibelio (silver crucian carp)
Lineage: Eukaryota; Metazoa; Chordata; Actinopteri; Cypriniformes; Cyprinidae
Product: thymic stromal cotransporter homolog
Exons: 4
Coding region: 1401-2633 (410 amino acids)
Biological process (GO): transmembrane transport
Cellular component (GO): membrane
Molecular function (GO): transmembrane transporter activity
Source: RefSeq, a predicted model, not a curated record
GGAUAAAAUCCACUAAUACAUGAUUUUCUAAAUGCAUGCAAUGCAGUUUGCUUAAUUGUUUGUUAAUUUCAGGCGAGUGUCAUUAAAAAUAUCUACAUAACAACAGUGCCACAGAUGCUAGACAAGACUCAAAAUCCUUGUCUGAACCCAUAUGUAUUAGUAUCACACUUUGUUUUAAACUCUCAGAGGUGAAAUUAAGGGAAUCUCAUGGUAGAUGCUUUUACAAGCAGGAACAAGUUACCUUUUAAAAUCACUUUCACUUCAAUCACACAGCUUCCAUUCUGCAUUAAACUGCAAAUCGGCGCCAAUCGGGGCUUUCCACUCUUUCAUUUCAAUUAAAAUCCAUUUCCAGUGGAUAAAACCUUUUGAGUAAGUGGAGGUCAUUUUUUCCUGUAUUUAUAAAUGAAUAUUCAUAUUAGCCUGCUGUAGUAUAUAUAUAUAUGCAUUAGUGUGUUUUUAUAGUAAGUGGGACAACAUUUUAUUCUCUAUUAUAAUUUGGAUCUGACAAUGAUCAAUCUUUGGACCAUGUGAUUUGUUUAUUUGCAUGCAACAUCACUUUCAAUAUGUAGGAACGACUGGGGCUAGUUGUCACACAUUUUACUCUAGUAAAUAUUUUGUACGGUGGGUUAAUAUUUGUAAGUUUCUGUAUAGACAUAUACCUUAAACUCUUGGCUCUUAUAAGUCUCUUAUACUUUCCAAGGCUAUAUUUAUUUGAUCAACUAUAGAGUAACACACAGUAAUAUAGUGAACUAUUAUCACAAUUUAACAUGUUUUUUAUAUGAAUUUAUUAUACAUUUCAUUUAUUCCUGCAUUCUAUUAUUAUUUCAGCAUCAUUACUCCAGUCUUCAGUGUUGGUUGCAUGAUCCUUCAGAAAUCACUCUAAUAUGCUGAUUUACUGUUCAAGAAACAUUUCUUAUUAUUAUUCUUAUUGUUUUCAAAGUAUGAUUUAAAAAAAAUCAACAAGGACACAUUCAAGUGAUCAAAAGAGACAUUUAUAAUGUUACAAAAUAUUUCUAUUUCAAAUAAAGGCUGUUAUUUUGAGAUUUUUAUUCAUCAAAGAAUUAAAAAAAAAAAUUUCAUCAUUGAUAAUAAUAAUAACCAUUAUAAAUGACUGGUUAAUGGCUGAUGAAAAUUCAGCUUUGCGGCACAGGAAUAAACUUUAUUUAAAGAUUUAUUCAACUAGAAAAUUGUUGUUUUGAAUUAAAUUAAUAUUUCACAAUAUUAUAGUUUUUACAGUAUUUUUGAUUAAUUUUUGAGACUUCUUUCAAAACAUAAAAAAAUAAUCUAUAAAUACACACGUUCAGUAUCAAUACUGUUUGUUUUUAUUUAUUUAUUUAUUUAUUUAUUUAUUGCAUUAAAGGUUACAAAUUUCAGCUUCAAGCUCCCAGUCUGCCAAUCAAAUGGGGGCCAUUCUGACUUUAGUGGAGCCAGUGGUUGUCAUCAAUAAACUGGGGACAUCCUUCUUUGAGAUGGCACUUACACAGACCGUGUACAACCAGUCACUGAAGGCAACUGCAGGAGACAGUGAUCGGGCACAGGCAUUAUCCUCACGCUUUCUUCUUAUUCAGAGUGUGUUGUCCUCUUUGGCGGCUAUGUUGUCCAUUAUACCACUGAGCCGCAUGGCAGAAUGUCAUGGACCUAAAGUCUUCCUGGUGGCCUCUCAAAUGGGUUCAGUUUUGGGCAUGUUUACUCUAGUCAUCUUCAUGUACUGUGCAGUUCCUCUGGAGAUUCUGUACUUGGGUUCUGUGCUGCAUGGUUUGAGCGGAGGCGGGCCGAUGUUCUGGGCCGGGGUGGCGGCUUUGGCAUCUCUGAGCUCGGAGCAGGGCAAACGCACUCUUAAACUCAACAUUGUGGACUUCUGUUUUGGGGUCGCAGGGGUCGUGGGCGGUCUCCUGUCUGGAUAUCUGUAUCAGAUGGGACCAUCAGUUCUCCUCCUGACAGCAAUUCUAGUCAGUGUUGUGGCAUUACUGUACUCUGUGUUUGCCCUCACUGACUCCAGACGUUCCCUAUCCGAGAGUGAGCCACUGCUGGCUGAAUCUGAAACUGGGAAAAAGAUGGAUCGAAUCUCUGUAGGCAUGCUGAUGACAGCCAUGGUGUUGUUCAUUCUAGGCAUGGUUGGGGCAGAAAACGUGCUCCAGCUGUAUGUGCUGAAGCCUCCGCUGAGCUGGGACUCAGUUUGGGCCGGAUAUGGCAGUGCCACCACCAGCGCCAUGUACCUGAGCAGUUUCAUAGGGGUCCUGGGUCUGUUCAGAUUGUUGGGAGACACAGCCCUCACUCUACUGGGUAUUGUGUCCAACUGUACUGGGAUGGCAAUCAUGGCAUUCGCUGUAGAAAGCUGGGUCUACUUCCUAGCUAGAGGAAUCAUGAUGUUUGCCUGCGUUCCCAUGCCAACACUGCGAGCCAUGCUGUCCAAGAAUCUGCAUCCUCAGCAAUAUGGGCGAGUUUUCGGGCUGCUCCAGCUGGUUCUAGCUGUGACUGAUCUCUUGUCCAAUGUCUUUUUUACCUCCAUUUACCCACUAACUCUGGGCUGGUUCAGUGGCUUCUGCUUUCUCCUCUCCUGUGCUAUCAGUUACAUCAGUGCUGUCCCACUCAUUUAUCAAAGUGGCAGAAACUUGAGACCUGGAUCCAUUUGAGAUGUUGAACAAUUUACAUGAAAAUGUGUCUGUUCUUAUUUUGAUUCAGUACUACAAAGCCCCUAAUGUAAUGAGAAAAAUAGGAUACAAAUUUUAUUUCAGCGCUUUUGUGUUUGCUUACUCGCAAAACUUUUGCAUUGCCAGAGAACAUUUGCAAUCACUCACAAAACCUUUGUGUUCUCACAAAAACUAUUGCAAUUCCUGAGAAAAUGUGUGUUUGUUCACAAAACUUCUGCAUUCUUUCCCAAAAACAUUGAAUUCCCUGAUAAAUUUUGCAUUUGCUCUCACAAACUGUCUGUUCUCUCGCAAAAGUACCGCAUUACCAGAGAAACUGUGUGUUUGCACACAAAACUUUUGCAUUAGCUCACAAGACCUUUCCGUACUCUCACUAAAAUAUUGCAUGCCCACGGAAAAUUUGAAUGCUUUUGCAUUUGCUUGCAAAUCUUUUGUGUACUCUGAAAAUGGUUUUCUAUUUUUUUUUUCUCACCAAAAGUUUCAGAUCCUCUUACAAAAGAUUUGUUCACUCACAAAAUGUUUGCAUUGUACUUUUUACAAAAAAAGUAAUUUCCCUGUGAAUCUUUAAGUUAACUUGCAAAAGCACUGAAUGUUUUUCCUUCACUGAAAGCUACAUUUUUUUUUCUCCCACCUUAUGUUAUUUCCAUAACUAGCAUUUGUUCUUGCGGGACACAUUAUUUGGUAAUAUAAGUAUUUUUAUUGUGGAAAUAGUUAUAGGUGUUAUUAUAAAAUACUAUAAGCAUUUUAGGACUGACACAUAAAGUGUCUAUCAGGGAAAAUUAUUAUUAUUAUUUUAUGUUGGAGAGCACCAUUGCAUAUGGUUUUGUAUUGCUACAGUAAAAUAGUAUGAGUUUCUUGUGUGUGUUAUUCUCAAUAAACAAUAGAUUGGUUAUUUGUUUAUUCGUUUUAGUCUUUAGUGGGCUAGUUUAGCAGCAUGGGUGAAAGGUUCUGCGUUUCACUUUUUAAAACUUUUCUUCAGUUUUGAAGAUUCA